Messenger RNA from Vombatus ursinus (common wombat), 565 nucleotides. It is a transcript of the gene MLANA, whose product is annotated as melan-A. Gene Ontology annotation, cellular component: endoplasmic reticulum membrane; trans-Golgi network; melanosome. NCBI's taxonomy places the organism in Eukaryota, Metazoa, Chordata, Mammalia, Diprotodontia, Vombatidae. The coding region runs from base 60 to 419 and encodes 119 amino acids. The record is from RefSeq and is a predicted model, not a curated record. The transcript has 5 exons.
CAGCUACGGAGCAGAAGGCAGAUCUACAAGGAAGGUAACUUUUACUCUGCCUUCACAAGAUGCCAAAAGAAAAUGCUCACUUCAUACAUGCCUACCUCAAGAAAAAGAAGUCUCCUUCUCACAUUAAGGCAGAAGAGGCUGCAGGAAUUGGCAUCUUGGCCGUGAUCCUGGGGAUUUUGCUGCUCCUUAGCUGCUGGUAUUGCAAGAGACGCAGUGGCUACAAAACCCUGAAGGACAAAAACUUUUGUGCUGGCACUGGAAAAGCCCUGAUGGGGAAUUACUACAGGGAUAAGGGUGCCCUCCCUGUCAGCAAAGGGCCCUUUCCGGAAAACAGCAACUAUAACUCUGUGGUACCUGAUGCUCCCCCAGCUUAUGAGAAGUUCCCUGCAGAACAGUCCCCACCACCUUAUGCCCCUUAAUGCUCAGCAAGAAAUGUUAGGGGCCUUGAAAAGAUCCUUUUUAUGCUUUUUCUUCAAUUCAUAUGAAAGGCUAAUGUUCCAUAGUAGUACACUGUAGAAAUAAAACUAAUUGUCAAAUUAUUCAUAGUACAGCUAUUGGUACUAAC